AUGGACUGCGUGUCUGUUGACGAAUCGCAGCGCCCAUCGUCGGCGGACCCGCCCUGGGCACCGUCACAAUCGACGUCCAUGUUGGAGAGCGCACCGUCGGUUAUCGUAGAAACCCUGCAAGUUCUCUGGGACGUCUCGAGCUUCCGCGAGGGUCGCCAAGAGCGCCGCGCCAAGAAGCCCAAGUCUGAGUGGGGCCAUGGCGAUCGGAACGUGGGUGAGUGGCCCGAUGCCACGAUGCCACGAUGA
Molecule: messenger RNA, 246 nt
Organism: Parascedosporium putredinis
Lineage: Eukaryota; Fungi; Ascomycota; Sordariomycetes; Microascales; Microascaceae
Source: the annotation of a GenBank genome assembly